AUGACUGAUAGUAAAUCAGGUAAAGUACCAAAAAUUGGCACUCUCGUCUAUGAUUCCGGUAUCGAUACAGCAAGUGACAAGAAACGAGCUGUUCUACCGGGUGGUGGAAUAAGUGUAGCUGAGCGUGCACGUUUAUUUGGUGCUCAGGUACCAAAUGCGUCACCGUUUAAACCUUCUAAACCAACGAAUCUACCAGUACAACGAAUCCCACAGAACAAUCGAGCAGUAAAGCCAAAUGUUGCUUUUCAUGAUGCUAACUACGAACCAUUGAAACCGAAGAUUGAUAUUUAUGAAUAUCCGAAACAAGAAACGUCUAUCCCGAGCUCGCAACAAGCAAACAAUGAUUAUCGACGAUUUAUUCGAGCUGAAGAUAGACGACGAUACGAUCAACAACAACCAUCGAGUGAUUCACGUAAUCAUUCAGCAGCAAACCGAUCGCGUAAUCACAGUCAACAUUCGUCAUCAGCAAGUCAACGAUCAACAAAUACCUAUGAUAGAGACCAAUACGAACCCAAGAAGAAAUACACUCCUGGUAAACCAAACUCGACGAAACGAAUUAGACCCAUUGAAACAUAUGCACAUGAAGAUGAUGAUUAUGAUGAUUAUGAUGAUUAUGAAGAAGACGAAGAAGAGGAGGUGGAACAGGCUCCUUAUCUUAAAUUUUAUAAUCCCAGAAUACCACCACAAAAUACUACUUCUCAACCAUCGAAUUAUUUUCAACCAAUACAAGAUCCUCUAGAAGCAUUGAUGAUGGGUUCAUCACAAGGAUAUUAUCAAGAGCAACCACCUACAACAACCUCUGCUGAUACGAAUGAUUUGCAGCCAUUCGAUCUUGGAAAUUUAAUAUCUCGUAUUCAACAAGAUUACGCUGAAAAUGUUCGACCCUACGUGUCCAGUGUGCAAUUUGUUGAAACGAAUCCAAGUGUAGUUAAUCUUGGCUAUAUAACGCCAGCUGGUACUCGAAAAGAUUAUAUGAGACGACCAAACGAAACAUAUCGCCGACUUGGAUCGUCAGGAAAUUAUGAUAUUAUUGAUACGAACGGUCUUUAUCCGUACGAAAAAAUACCUCCAAAAGCAGCAUAUUCGACUAACCAAUAUUCGCCAAUGGCAAGAAAAAGAGUUCAAAGACGACCCCACAAUCAAGCCUCAUCUUCUAUUCAUACUGUAGAAUACGCCAGCAAAACGAGAACGCAACGUAAACCUGAGCAUCGACCUCCUGCUACUACUCGGAAAGAGUCUACACCAGCUGCAACAAGCGAAGAUGAAGAAGAAGAAGAAAAAGAAGAAGCGAAAGAAUCAUCAAAAGCAGCCGUAGCCACAGCCGCAGCCGCAGCCGUAGCAACAAAAGCAAAGAAAGCAGAAACUUCAUCUGAAUAUGAGUCUGAAGAAGAAGAAGGAGAUCAUGAAUCUGUGGCAAAACCUGCAACAAAUUCUCCACCACAAGCAUCUUCUCAGCCUGCAAAUGAAGAAACUCGUGCUCCCGUAGUAUCUACAGCUCCAGUAGCAGCACAGCGUAUUGAUACAGCUCGUCCAGCAAUAGCAAAUCCAACUCCAGCAAAAAAAGUUGAGAGUGAAGAAAGUGAAACCGAAGAAUCGGAAUCAGAAUCUGAGAGCGACAGCGAUGAAGAUGAAAAACCCAAACCUCCACCAAAUACUCGAACAACAGCCGCUGCACUACAAACCACUGCUCGAGGAGCAACCAUUACACCACAAACUAAUGCACGAGGGGCGCCCAUUGCGUCGCAGGCCAAUAAUCGAGGUGCACCGAUAACACAAAUCGGAAGUGCUCGAGUAAAUCAACAGCAACCAACUGCUGAUCAUUAUAGCACAAAUGGCCCUCCUGAAGAACAUGCCGAAGAAACUGAUUCUUAUAAUUUUGAAAAUACUAAAAAAUCAUUAUCAUUCGGUGUCGCAUGUGAUGUUCUCAGAGAAUUACGAAAUUCCGGUGAAUAUUGUGAUGUAACUUUACGUAUGGAUGAUCAACAAUCGUUUAAAGUUCAUCGAGCUAUACUUUGUUCAUGCAGUUCAUUUUUUCGAGCACUGUUUACAAAUGGAAUGAAUGAAACAACAGAUCGUAUUGUUGAUAUUCAUGAUAUUAAGGGUGAUACAAUGAAUCUAAUUAUUGAUUUUAUAUAUACACAUGAAAUAACAUUAAAUGAAAAUAAUAUUUAUGAAAUCUUGCCAGCUACUAAUCAAUUACAAGUCUUAGAAUUAUUUUCUCUAUGUGAAAAUUAUUUGUAUCAAAAACUUAGUCCGGAAAAUGCCAUAGGAAUUCGAGAAUUUGCUUCUUUUUUUUAUUGUAAAAACCUUAGUGAAAAAGCUGAAAUCUAUUUAUUAACGAAUUUUAUUGAAAUAUCGAUUAAAAGUGACGAAUUUCUUGAAUUAGAUCUCGAACAAAUUAUUCAUAUACUGAAUUCCGAUGAAUUAAAUGUUAGAAGUGAACAAGCAGUUUUCGAUGCUGUCAUACGGUGGAUUGAUUAUAGACCUGAUGAAAGAAAAAAAAAUAUUGUCGAUUUACUCAAAUGUGUUCGCUUGGGUUUAUUAACAACGAAUUUCUUUAUUGAAAAAGUCAAAUGUCAUCCCUAUAUUAUUAACAAUGAUACGUGCAAACCAUUAGUGAUUGACACGUUAAAAUAUUUAUAUGAACUUGAUGUUGAUACUUAUCAAAAGGAUUUAUCAGCACAAAAUCCAAUAGCUCGGCCACGUCUUCCACACGAAAUCCUAUUUGUAUGUGGUGGAUGGUCAGGUGGAAGUCCAACAGCAACCAUUGAAUUAUAUGAUACGCGUGCAGAUAAAUGGUUUCCACUACCGUUCAAUGAUAGAUUUCCUCGUGCAUAUCAUGGAAUCGCAACAAUAAACAAUUUCAUUUAUGUCAUCGGCGGUUUUGAUGGAAUGGACUAUUUUAAUUCAUGUCGAAGUUUUGAUUUACAAACAUUACAAUGGAAUGAAAUCGCACCGAUGUAUGUCAAACGAUGUUAUGUUAGUGUGGUUGUACUCAACGGAUUCGUUUAUGCGAUGGGAGGUUUCGAUGGGCAUUCCCGACAAAAUACAGCUGAAAGAUAUUCACCAAAAUCUAAUCAAUGGCUUCCUAUUCCACCCAUGCAUUCACAACGAUCAGAUGCAUCAGCAACUGUUCUUCAAGAAACAGAUAGAAUAUAUAUUUGUGGUGGAUUUAAUGGGCAAGAAUGUAUGAAUAGUGCAGAAUAUUUUGAUCCCAAAACAAACCAAUGGACCAUGAUUGCACCGAUGCGUAAUCGACGAUCGGGUAUUGGCGUUGUAGCCUACCAUAAUUCGAUUUAUGCAAUAGGUGGCUUUAAUGGGUCAACACGAAUGAAUUCAGGUGAAAGAUAUAAUCCAAGAACAAAUACGUGGAUGUCGAUACCGGACAUGUACAAUCCAAGAAGUAAUUUUGCUAUUGAAGUAAUCGAUGAUUAUCUAUUUGUAAUUGGUGGAUUUAAUGGUGUUACGACUAUAUUUAAUGUUGAAUGCUUCGAUGAUAUAUCUGAAGAAUGGUAUGACGCAGCCGAUAUGAAUAUAUUUCGUUCGGCCUUAUCAGUUUGUAUACUAGCGGGUCUUGAUCAUGUUCGAAAUUUAAUUACAUUUGCAAGAAAACAAUCUAUCGAUGAAGAAAAAUCUAAAGAUUCGAGUAUAAUUUCUCAACAUACAACAUCACCAACGAUUAUUCCUGUGGGUACUUUAUCAGCUGCUGUUGGCGCUUUAUCGUCGACUAUUGAUCUUAUUACAGCAAAUAACUUGUAG
Rotaria socialis is the source of this 3759-nucleotide messenger RNA. The record is from the annotation of a GenBank genome assembly. Lineage: Eukaryota; Metazoa; Rotifera; Eurotatoria; Philodinida; Philodinidae.